GCAGUUAUCAGGAAGCUUCACACGGACCAAAACGUCACAGACGUUACAUGGGACAUUGAGUAAUUUCAGAUCAGAAGGAACAUUUUUGUGAAGUGGUUCAACAAGUUUUUUUCAAAUCUAGCGUUGACUGGGUCGCUGCUGUCUUGCACAUUAUUUUUCAAUAGUAAGCAUUAUCCUCAGAGAGCGUUUAUAUGUUUCGUUAGAUGGAGCGGCUAGUAUGACUUCACUCCAACUCCCACAAUGCAUCUGUAUUGCCCAGUUCGACUCAAGCGGGGAGUCAGUCAGCAGCAGGUAAACAAACCUAUCUGAUACUGGGACGGCGAGCCAAACAAAGCGUAUGUGCUGUUAGACCGUCUUGCAAUUUUAAUAGCGAGGAGGAUGACCGUCUUAAAAGAGGCACGUCUGCUGACAACACAUCGUUAAAAACAGUCGCUGUAAUUGUAAUUCAACUGAGAGGCGAGUCGACGGCAAAUAGAAGGACGACUUUAACCUGCAUUGGCUGUCGACAUCUGCGCAUGAUGCAUUGCAGCACUUUCGAGAAAAUGGGUGUUUUUAGCAUCAUCCUCAGAAUAGAGUGUAUGAUCCGAGAUGUCGGUUGGGUUCUUUAGCUACCGUUUCAUUUGAUAGUGCUGGACUCAAAACAACAUUCCCACUGGCGACCUGCAACAUGGGGCCCAUCAUGCAGGAGCGCACAGCAUCCACGACACUGAAACGCGUCGUCUCCAAAGAGAAGAUUCGAGUAAAACAUACUGAAAACAGCGCACCAGUAACCAGUUCAAAGAAAGGUAACAAGAUGAAGAAAGCAGUGGGCCAGAUGAAAAACGGCCUCCCAGGGCCAGGUCAGGAUAAGGACACAGUGACCACAUUGCAGAAGGUCACACAGUCAAAAUGUGGCAGGGUCAAAUCUGGCACUACACGCAAUACAACCAAACUCUCCAGCCCUGAAGCAGAAGGAGAUGUGAAACCUGUCCUCCGCAAACAUUUAUCUGUGCACAGAAAAGAGGAGCAACGCGAAAAUCAAAGGAUGUCACAGUGCAGCAAUGAGCUACACCACAAUCGUGGGGGGAUGGGGAAAAAUCGUCGAGCCCUCUCUCUGCCUCUCUCCCCAAUAUCAGGGUUACGACACAUGCCAGCACACCCCCUAACUCACUCCCCAGCCCCCACCCCUGAGGCGCUACAGCGACACUACAACCAGAAAGAUGUAGACACUGACAGUGCGAGUGAUCUGUCAGACUCUGAGAGGCUGCCAGUGCUGCCCUCUCCCUGUACCCCCUGCACCCCUCCUCACCUUAACCUCCGGGCUGAGGUCAUCAACACAAAUGACUUUCCCCCGGACUUCCCAGGACCUCAUGGCACUAUGGGUGAUGAAGAUGAGAGUGAUAAACCCAGCUACAGUUACCCAGACUUUCUGCCACCUCCCUUUAACAGCUGGAGCCUGAGACAGCUGGCAGUAUUUCUUCAUACGGAUGGCCGUGGUGCCCCUCGGCCUAAGCCUGUAGGGACCUUAGAGAAGUACUUGGAGAGGCUGCUGCAGCUGGAGUGGCUCCAGAUCCAAACAGGACAAGCAGAAAGCAGCCGUGUGCCUGGGAGCCGCCCAAGGCCACAGGGCUUCCCCUCAGCCACCACUGCUCAUCCACCUAGGCCUCACACGGCUCCACCAUCCCGACUCAACUCCCCUAAAGGGCUGCGGCAGCGAUCCUUCCCAUUUACACCUGUCAACAACCCCCCCUCACCUGCCUCAGCCCAGCAACAGCACUCCCGCUUUCCGGUUUGCCCUCACUGUCAUAUCCGCUACCCAUUGUGCAAUGGAAGCUGCUCAGCCUAUGCUUACCAACGCCACUCAAGGCUUAGUCCACUGCUUGAGCGUAAAGCCAGACCUGGAGCACCUGCGAAAAGGAGCAGCAGUGAGACCAGAGCAACCUCAACGGAAGGUAGGAGCCCUGGAGGACAAGGUGGAGGAAAUGGUAGUGGAGGAAAUGGUGGUGGGGGAAAUGGUAGUGGAGGAAAUGGUGGUGGAGGAAAUGGGGGAGGAGGAGCACAGACCCCAGUUAGCCCCUCAGGUGGAAGGAGUCAUCUCCGACACAUGCAGGCCGCAGGCAACGCCCGUAAGCAAUCCCAGGAACCUGGAACUAACCCGAACAGCAGAGGCCAGGUGAGGAAAAGCCGCGUCAGAGCUAACUCCGAGACAGAUGUGAAAAAGGAGCCGGGUGGCAGCAAAGCAGGUGGUGCAGAGAAACAGGUUUGUGCGGCAAGUAAGAGAGAGGUCACAUCCUCCAAGAAAAUAGAGAAGGACUGGCAGAGGACAGAGGCUGUAAGUCAGGCCUCUAAAACUGCCAUGAGAAGAGCUGCUAAAGAGCCGCAGCCUCUCUCCAAACCCUCAAUCAGUAGUAAGCAGAAUGGCAAAACAAAAAAUGUGCACUUUGUUGCGAAGUAACCCCUAUACACCUACAGUAUAGUGCUUUAUUUACUAGUGCUUACUUGGUACAGGAGCUUGAACCUAUGCUUGCUUUCUGUGUAAUCUGUGUUAUACUAACAUGUUGUAACUGUUGAACAGCAGUCUAAACCAGUCAGUGGUGUAUAUCCUUAUAAAGGUCAAAACUAACAAAAGGUUCAGCUGCUAUAAAAGAGAUAAAAACAAUUUAUUUCAAAGAGAAAUAGUUAAAGCGAACAGAACUAUACACGCUGUAUUUCAUUCAAAAUGUACAGUAGGUAUACAAUCAUAAUGUUUUACUGUGUGUAGACAGAUGGCUCAUUAUGACUCAAAGCACCACUAUGAUUCCUAAAUAACAUAUUUUAUGUAAAUGUUCCUCUGCUGCACUGCACAUCACCAUCUCUAAGUAUACUACUGAUGUUCAAUAGGCAUAAAAUAAGCAACUACUCUACCAUAGGAUAACUGUCAGCCUAAAUAUUCCAUAGUGAAGUUUAACACAUCAUUACAUUUUAGUCAUCAAAUGCAACCAUAGCGGUAACUAGUGGAGUCUGUGAUGUAGGGAUGUAUUUGUUUUUAAUGCUUUUACUUUAAUUGAUGUUGCAUUUUUUUUCUUUAAUUUGGUGCCUCAUGUUUUAAGACGCAGCGGUUGAAGCAUCUUUGGCUGAAAAGAAAGAGGCACAUUGAGUGGUGGUGUACUGCUGUGUUGUUAUUUGUUUCAGACAUAUUUGUGCAAUGGUUUGAAUUUUUCGUUACAAGGGCUUCUCAUGUUCAACAGCUUGAAUUGUAGUCCAUGAUGAUAUAGUGUAUUUUGCAUAGAGCUGAGCUCUCUGACAUUGAAGAAAGUGUAAUGUUUGCUACGAAUGUAAAUGCAUAUUUUUCCAAAUUUUAUAUACCAUAGUUAUAUUUAUGAAAAGUGUUGUGGCUGACUUGUAUUUAUCAUUAGCAUUGUUAUGUUUACAUUGUCAUGCACAAAACAAUUUUAAAAAAAGAACUGAAUGUAACUUAAUGUCUACUGUGCUGUACCAUUGCUCAUCCCUGAGAGUCAAUGUGAUCCACCGUCCUCGCUGUUAUGCCGUAACAUGGUAAUGUUAUACAUAUCACACUGCAAACUUGAAAUCUGUAUGUCACUGUGUUUACAUUAGAUUGUCUUAUCGGUUUGUUGUGAUUAACCACGUGCACUUGAUCCAUGGGAACACCACAUCAAUGUAAAUAACACCAUACGUAUUCAGAUUGCACCUCUUUACUUAAUAUUCAUGUAAGUAUCAAAGCCAUAGAUAAGAGGCUACAAGGCGCGAUGUAAUUAUAAAUGUGUACAUUAUGCUGACACGCACGCAGAAAGAUUGUGGUAUGUAUUUUCUCAAUGUUGAAUGCAAUUAUUUGUAAGGCAUAGAAAUAAAUGUUUUGCACUCGAA
This is a messenger RNA of Eleginops maclovinus (Patagonian blennie), 3843 nucleotides long. It is a transcript of the gene fam217ba, whose product is annotated as family with sequence similarity 217 member Ba. The record is from RefSeq and is a predicted model, not a curated record. Bases 668 to 2434 code for a protein of 588 amino acids. NCBI's taxonomy places the organism in Eukaryota, Metazoa, Chordata, Actinopteri, Perciformes, Eleginopidae. The transcript has 4 exons.